GUGUAUACGUUGUUCCCUGAAAGGUGCUGCAAGGAAACGUUUCUCCCAUUGCCUCUCAACAUUUUUCAAAGGACACUGCUGUGUUUUUAGAGUUUUUACCUUUUUCUUUUCACUUUACUUUCAAGAGUUUUAUCUUUUCCCUUCUUUUAACUUUCUUCGUAUAUAUACACGAUGCACGCCCUGGAAUCGAGGUUUAUACUCGCUCUCUGGCUUUUUUCCCGCAUUUCGGUUCGCGCAUGGGAAAUCCGGCCAUAUCCGAGCUCCGGAGGACGUUCCGAGAAUGAAAUAGAGUUAGACGAACCAACGGAAAGGAUAGAUAUUAUAUUUCCAGGAACAAAGUGGUGCGGAAGUGGUAAUAUAGCGAGCAAUCCGGAUGAUUUAGGAAAAUAUUCCGAAACCGACGCGUGCUGCCGAAAUCACGAUAUGUGUCCUGACGUAAUCGAGGCUCAUGGAACGAAACACGGCUUAACUAACCCUUCCUUUUACACCAGAUUAAACUGCUCCUGCGAUGAUGAGUUCCACCGAUGUCUUAAAAAUUCAAAAGAUGGUGUCGGCGGAAAAGUAGGAACUGUAUAUUUUACCUUAUUAGGAACGCAAUGCUUCCGAGAGGAUUAUCCCGUUGUUGGUUGCAAAUCCAGCACCUUAACUGGCCAUUGUUUGAAGUACGAGUUUGACACAACAAAACCAAAGAAGUAUCAAUGGUUUGACGUGCCUUCUUACUAGUCAACUUUCAACGAACCUCGAAUAUUAACAUACUUUCGUUACAUAAUAUACGUAAACACGAAUUAUUAACAUGUUAAUAAAAUAACAGCAAACAUCUGAUGAUGUUUCUAAGAUCCAUGUUAUUUCCAGAACGCCGCAUACUGUUCUAUCUUCUGAUUAGAUGACUUUAUUUACGCUAAUUUAAUUAUACUAUGCAUGCGUCUCGAACAGCGAAAAGAAUCACGUAGCACAGGUUUUCGAAAAUUUCUAUAUAAUACUUAGUGCACUAUAAUACAUUCAGGUAAAUUGUCAUCGAAACAAAGUUUUUAAAAGCAUACUCUUCGCGUGUGUACAAAAAGUAAUUUUUUAACAUCAGAUUCCGGUUGAUAUUUUUGAAGGAAAAACAGUUGAGAUAUUCUUGCACUCAUAUUUUAGCCGUUUAGAUCGAUUGUACAUAUAUACACUGCCGCUCAAAAGUAUGUAGACACCUCCUUAACUCUUGCGUCUAUCUAAAAAACAUUAUGAAAUCUUUAAUGAACUUUAUUAAAUUUCAUGUAUGCUAGUUCGUACAGUAUUAGAGAACGCAUUUAACCAAUAAUUCAUCAAAUAUUUUACCAACAAUAAUAAAAAACAAUUAUAUCUUCUUCUCAUCGGUAUAUUCUCUUCUUUUCAUCAGCUGUGUGCUUUUGUGUAUCGUGACAUUCUGGCUGUUAGUUUUUUCAUUACUUCAUUGUCAAUUAGGUUCCACUCCGAAGACUUCCCAUAAAUGUUUUUUUGACUUUGGACUUAUUCUGUGCCCUGAAGGAAUGACGUUCUCUCGUAAAAUGUUCAAAUAAGCCUCUCCUUUUUAAAUAUCAUUUUUAUAAUAAAUAAAAUCUCUCGU
This is a messenger RNA of Frieseomelitta varia, 1585 nucleotides long. RefSeq names its product phospholipase A2-like. Lineage: Eukaryota; Metazoa; Arthropoda; Insecta; Hymenoptera; Apidae. The record is from RefSeq and is a predicted model, not a curated record. Gene Ontology annotation, biological process: arachidonate secretion; phospholipid metabolic process. The coding region runs from base 172 to 723 and encodes 183 amino acids. The transcript has 4 exons.